Messenger RNA from Drosophila ficusphila, 1717 nucleotides. Its product is annotated as D-xylose-proton symporter-like 1. The transcript is spliced from 3 exons. Gene Ontology annotation, biological process: transmembrane transport. Gene Ontology annotation, molecular function: transmembrane transporter activity. The record is from RefSeq and is a predicted model, not a curated record. Lineage: Eukaryota; Metazoa; Arthropoda; Insecta; Diptera; Drosophilidae. Gene Ontology annotation, cellular component: membrane. Bases 149 to 1657 code for a protein of 502 amino acids.
AUCUAUUUUGCUGAUAGCUAUUACUUACGCAGAAAUAUUUUAUAAAAGCUUGCCCAGUCUGCCAGUGGCCACGAAAACGAACGAAUCGAUCCAGUUCCUUGCAAGUCCAUAAGAAUUCAGCCCGUUGUCUGGUUAUAUAAGGGGAAAUAUGACGACCACCUAUGUGACCGCGGGUCCAGUUCCCGUCCAGCAAACCACCUACAUCAGCACGGGACCCCAGCAAUUUCAGACCACGUAUGUCACCAACGGACGGCCACCACCACCACCUCCACCACCCACCACGGUGGUGAUCACCACCACAAACAACAGACGCUGGGCGACUCCCGCCCAAACGCAAUCCGGAACAGCAGCCACCCUUCUGUUUGUCUACGCUGGAAUGGACAUGGCUCAAGGUUUGGGCUGGAACUUGACCCCCAUUUGGGCCAACACCCUCGAGUUCCAGUACAGUUGGUUCAUAGGGGUAAUAAUCGGAGCUGUGGUGUCUGCCAUUACUGCGUCCUUCCUGCCUAAAAUGGUCUUCUAUGGUUUGGGUGGUGUGAUGAACCUGAUCGACGCCAUUAUUUUUGUGAGUGCUCCCUACGAGUAUGAAUCCAUUCUGGCUGCUCGAUAUGUGGGUGGUGUGGGCAUUGGCCUGAUCACCGUUCCCUUCUUGAUUCACAGUGCAGAGAUCGCCUCCAGUUCGAACAGAGGAACGUGCUGCGCUCUGGAGCAGUAUGGAUUGGCACUGGGAGUGACCAUUCAGGUGGUCUACGACUCGCAGUGGACGCAGGACUUGGGCAUGACCAUCAACCGGGUGCAUGGAAUAUUCGGAAUAGUGUUCACCGCCAUUGCCCUGGGCAGUGUGGCCAUUACCAUCGACUCCCCGAUCUUCUAUAUCCGCCAAAACCAAGAGCAAAAGGCGCGAAACAGUGUGAAGCAGUUGAUGGGAGCUUUUUGGACUCGGGAAGGCGGAGAUAUUGCCUACGAGGAGGCCAAACUGUAUGUGGUGGAGGGCAGCAGUCAGGGAGUGGGUGAGCAGCUGGGGGAUUCCCUAAUGCCCUUCCUCAAACUGCUGCUCUUCCGCUGCUUCGUGGCCUUCAGCUUCUCGAUGCCGCUCUCCUACUCGAUGAUUGCCACCACGGACUUCGUGGAGGGAUCCACCUACUCCUGGCCCACGAUCAUAUUCGCAGUUCUCCGACUGGUGGGAGCACUGAUCACCUUCGGCGUGCUGGACACCGUGGGCAGGAAGUUCGUCUCGCUUCUCGGACUCAUGUGCAUGGCUGGAUUGAUGCUGGGAAUGGCCGGAGUCUAUGGAGAUUACUCCAACGUUACCAGCGACUAUUUCAUGUGGCAAGUUUGCCGGUUGGGCAUGGCCUUCCAGUUCUUCGCAGGACUCUUCGUCUGCAGCUCAUCGGUUUAUCUGGGCGAAGCCUUUCCGAUGAGAGUGAAGCCAUUCCUGAUCGGCCUAAUUGUGUGUAUUGAGCAGGUGAUCCACAUCAUUGUGAUCGUGAAGUUUGAAGCCACCGCCGAGUUCCUUUACACAUACUUUGUGGCCGUUGGAAUCAUCUUGGUAAUUGGUCUGGUUGCCUUUGCUGUCCUAAUGCCAGAAACCCGGGGAUUGACUCUCCGACAGGCGGGGGAACGAUUCCGGCGGGUUCACGAUGUCAUGGCAUACUAAAUGGAUUUUAUUUAAUUUUUGUAUUCGGUACCAUCAAUAAAAUGCAGUCUAAUAACAUCA